Molecule: messenger RNA, 733 nt
Organism: Betta splendens (Siamese fighting fish)
Lineage: Eukaryota; Metazoa; Chordata; Actinopteri; Anabantiformes; Osphronemidae
Gene: mrpl34
Product: mitochondrial ribosomal protein L34
Exons: 2
Coding region: 103-474 (123 amino acids)
Biological process (GO): translation
Cellular component (GO): mitochondrial large ribosomal subunit; ribosome
Molecular function (GO): structural constituent of ribosome
Source: RefSeq, a predicted model, not a curated record
CAAUUGGCUGAAACGUUUUAGCCAAUCACGUAGCUCUAUGUAUGCAGAGUGGCCGGUGGCGCCGUGACAUUCACUCUUUCGUGCGUGUGUAAAUAUCUAACAAUGAGUAUUAUGCUCUCGUCUUUCUACAAGCUGGGCAGAAUAAUCUCUUCCAGCAGUAGCAUCCCUGCAGGGAGCAUCACAGCAAGAUCUCACCUUAGGUUGUUCAGCAACUGGAUUGUACCCAGAGAAACUACAGGACCUCAGAUUCACAGAUGUGGUCCCCUUUCCUCACAAGCGGAGGGUGUGAGCGGGUUCCAGCAACUCCCGUGGAGCUACCAGCAGGUGCGGACACGAAAAAGAGGCACAGAAUAUCAACCCAAGAACAUCAAGCGCAAGAGGACCCACGGCUGGAUCAAGCGGCUCAGCUCACAAGGUGGCAUUGAGGUCCUUCUGCGGCGCAUGUUGAAGGGGAGGAAAUCACUCUCACACUAAGGCCGCUAUGACUUUCAAGAAACUGAGAUUGGUUCUAAAAUGCUGGAGGUGCUCAAGUACAUUGGAUUAGGUGGUGAUCUUGGGUCUGGGCUGGAUUGGACUUUCCCACAACAUUAGCAGUUUCAAGUAAAUGGAAAGUGGCUUUUCAACACAUUUCUCUUGGGACCCCAAAAUAUUAUAAUAAAACUUAUACAGUUUUACAUUUUAUGUUAAAAAUCUAAAUGGUCUCCAAAAUAAAAUCAAAGCAAAAUUGGUGUGA